AAUUCGUCAUCUGUUACUAUUGUUAUUUCUUUGUUCAGGAAAAAUAAUUGGCACCGCUGAGAUAGUUUCGUAAGCAGAAUAAUGCAAGAAAAUUGUCCAGAAUUGUACGAAGAGGUAAAACUCUAUCGGAAUGCACGGGAACGAGAGAAAUAUGACAAUAUGGCUGAUUUGUACGCAAUCAUCAAUACUCUUCAACAGCUUGAAAAGGCGUACAUCCGUGACUGCAUCACCCCACAAGAGUAUACGGCCGCCUGUUCCAAAUAUUUAGUGCAGUACAAAGUUGCUUUCAAGCAAGUUCAAUGUGAUGAAUAUCCCAGUGUAGAUACAUUUGUAAAAAAAUUCCGAUUAGACUGCCCUGCAGCUCUGGAACGAAUAAGAGAAGAUAGACCUAUAACAAUUAAAGACGAUAAAGGAAAUACAUCCAAAUGCAUAGCAGAAAUAGUUUCAUUAUUCAUAACUAUCAUGGACAAAUUACGACUCAAAAUGAAUACGAUGGAUGCUCUGCAGCCGGACGUAAAAGACUUGGCUGAUAAUAUGAACCGACUUUCAUUGAUUCCGAAAGAUUUUGAUGCCAAACAAAAAGUUGAAACUUGGCUUAGCACUUUAAAUGACAUGCAGGCCUCUGAUGAAUUGUCAGAAUCACAGGUUCGUCAAUUUCUAUUUGAUUUGGAAUCGGCUUAUGCUGAUUUUACUAAACUAUUGCAUAGUCAAUAGCUACUCCGUAUUUCAACAAAGUACUUGCAAAAACUACGCAGGAACGAAAUUAUAUUUGCAAAAGUUAAUCUCAUAGCCGUUAUAAAAAUAAAUCUUAUUUUGUGAGCAAAUUAUUCAAAACUAGUUUGCUUACAUAUUCAUUAAACAGCAUUUUAACGGAAUUUAAAAAUAAAUAUUGUACACAUAUGGUAAUAAAAGUAUAGAUAAAAAUCAUAAAA
Molecule: messenger RNA, 932 nt
Organism: Bactrocera tryoni
Lineage: Eukaryota; Metazoa; Arthropoda; Insecta; Diptera; Tephritidae
Gene: Vps28
Product: vacuolar protein sorting-associated protein 28 homolog
Exons: 1
Coding region: 82-714 (210 amino acids)
Biological process (GO): protein transport to vacuole involved in ubiquitin-dependent protein catabolic process via the multivesicular body sorting pathway
Cellular component (GO): ESCRT I complex
Molecular function (GO): protein-containing complex binding
Source: RefSeq, a predicted model, not a curated record